AUGAUGCCCUCAAAGGUUGCUUCGGACUGGUGGCCUGAGAACUGGUGGGACGACUGGUGGGACGAGAGUUGGUGGGGCGGCUGGGAUGAUGGCAGUUGGUGGGCCUCGAUGCCUCCCAGUAUGGGAGGCCCACCCUCCGUCCCCUUGCAGCCGAUUCCCACAGUGGCGCCAGCAGAUGCUGCAGCUGCGGCCACCGCUGGCACCGCGCCCGCAGAUGCCGCACCGGCGCAGUCGCUGGUUCCGGUUGGGGACAUGAAGGAAGAGGUUCAGAAGUUCUGUGAAAAGUUUGAGUUGAAUGAAGAUAAUCAAAAAGCCAUCAUCGCAUCGUUGGAGAAGUGUGGCGAGGUCUGGGUGCAAGAUUUGAGGGAGCUGGACCAUGCACUCUCAAAGGCCCGAAACCCUGCCACGCUGCUUCAAGCGCGACUGCGUGAGAUUGAAGCCCUGAGAGGCUUCAAGGACAAGGCCAAAGCAGGGCACCUUCCUGGCUGCAUGUGCCCUACCUGCAAGGAGCUCUCCUUCGCCCGCGCCCUGGGUCCGCUGGCUGCGUCGGACAACGUCUCCGGUGCGUCGGCGAAGAGUCUCAACGCUGCGGCGCUCUUCGCGUACCAAAACGAACAGGAGGCCAUGGGAGGUCCCAGCGAAGAGCCGGAAAGCGCGUUUAAGGAACCCAUUGUCCUGGAGUCCAAGAAGGGCAAGGGCAAGGGAAAGCCUUUGGUCCUUCCCACUGGAGAUCUGCUGCCGGAAGUCAAGGCCUUUUGUGCUCGCUUUGGUCUGGCAGACCGCCUCCAGACGAAGGUCAUGGACACGCUGCGGAAGCGACAAGACCAGGAAUGGAGACAAGACCUGGCCGAAAUGAAUAGGGACCUGUCGAAAGCGCGCAAUCCGUCGGGUCUGCUAGUGGUGAAGUUGGGAGACAUCCAGAAAGAGCUGAACCCCAACCAGUUGUGCUUCAACUACCGCGCAGGUACAUGCAGCUGGGGUGACAAAUGCCGAUGGUCACACGACGUGCCCGUGGGCGCGGAGAGGAUGAAAAGUUCCGCGUUGCUGGCAGCAGCCGCGAAGGGAACUAUCGCCUCCCUACCGGUGCCACUGCCCGAAGUCAACACCUCUCCCCUCGGCUUCGGCGUGGGCGCGCCGCCGGGCGCGGAGUCCUCGUCGACGCAGCGCGGCUUCGGUGAAAGCUCCGGUGCCAGCAAGGUGGAGAAACUCUUGCGUCGUCGACAAGCUGGGUCUCCAUCACCGGAGGGAAUGUCGCUCAAUGAUUACUCAGUUCAGCAAAUGCUUCAGGAAGGACGUGAGACGAAGAAGACAGGAUUCUCCACCGAAUCCAGAGGGAGACUUCAGAAGAAGACAGGACUCUCCUCCACACCCAGAGGGCGACUUCAGACGAAGAAGACAGGACUCUCCACCGCCGAACCCAGAGGCACCCGCUUGGGGCCGCUUGGAGGGAGACUUCAGACGAAGAAGACAGGACUCUCCUCCGCCAAAUCAAGGAGACUUUUUUCAAAGGAGAAGACAGGACUCUCCGCCAAGCCGCGAGGGAGACUUCAGAAGGAGAAGGCAAGACUCUCCACACGCGGAGGGAGACUUCAGAAGAAGGAGACAAGAUUCUCCUCCCCCACCGCCGGAGGCUUCAAAAGGGCGGUUGUGGUGGAGGGGCAUGCGCCGCGGCCCACGCGACGCCGAGCCUUUCGCGCCGCCUUUCGCCCCGCGCAGCCCGCGCAGCCGCAGCCGCCGGCGGACGGACAGCCGUGGCCGCGGCGGCUUCGGCAGCCCGAGAAGGCGGAGGAGUUGGGAUUGAGCAUCCUGCUCGCGGUGAAGCUCGGAUUGUUUGACGAGGACGAGGAUGACGCUGGUGAAGACGGUCCCAAGGACAACGCGCUUCUACACCCCGGCAAGAAACAUGGAGAGGCAAAAUACAUCUACAAACCCGCCACGGAUGGUUUCAGGGAAUUGGACAAAGUGGUGGAAUCGAUCGACGCAGCGGCCGAUGAUGCAUCAUCCAAAGCCAAGACGGUCGACACGGAUUAUGCAGUCUACCGAGGGCGGAUGCACGACACCGGCGAAAUGCUGGACCGACUCAGUUUGUCGGGUGAACAGUUCAAGAAGGAGGUGGUUGAUUACUUUGCCAAUGCCGAGACAGAUAGGUUCUCCCCUUUAGCGGUCCGAGUGCCCUAUCGUGUGCGCCUCCAGGAUUUCAUCCCUGAUUUGGAGUCGGUGGAAAAGUUGCGCGUUGCAGAGGUGAAAGCCGUUGGAUGCCAAGAACCAGUCUCAUUCUGCUGCUCCAAAGGUAUGGUGUGGUCUGACCUUCGGAAAAGGACGGCUGGUGGUUGCCAACGGAAGGAGGGCGAAUGUCCUGAGAACCGCUUGGAGCAUGCAGCCGUGUCUAGAAAAUCCGACACGAAGGAUCAAAGUGAUGACUCUGCGAAAGGCGAGUGUGUGCCGAAAGAUGCGGCGCGCUACUUUCGGAAAUCCUCGGACUGGGAGGAUGAGAACAAGCUGGAGAAUAGCAACCUUCUAGGCGACUUAGCCCUGCUUCCCGAAGCCGAAAAUCUGCUCGCUGAGAAGUUGUCAGCAGCCAAUACGCCGAAGCAUGCGCUGGUGCAAAGCGUGUGCCAAAGGAAAGAAUGGGUGGAGAUCCUUGAUGAGCUCGGCGCAAAACUCUGUGCCGCCUUGAACAAGGAUGUCGCCGGCCACGGCACCACCGAAGCGCCUGAAGCCGAGAGCGAUGCAGAUGGAGGAGAGGAUGAAGAUGAAGAGACGGAGAAAGAAAAGUGA
This is a messenger RNA of Cladocopium goreaui, 2778 nucleotides long. Lineage: Eukaryota; Dinophyceae; Suessiales; Symbiodiniaceae. The record is from the annotation of a GenBank genome assembly.